UAAAUGCGAUGGUAAACAACGGAAGAUUUGGUCAACGAGGGAGAAAGUAAUAUUGCAUAUUAUUGAUGAUCUGAAAGAUUCGAAAGUACACUGUGAGUGCCGUAAUGUCAUAUUUUAAGAUAUAUUUAAUCGCAUGCCUUUUAAAAACGUGUUGUCAUCGAAACUAAGAAAUUCACACUUUUGUCCGUUCCUGGGGUUUACUGCGAGUGUAUCGUUCCCAUGAUUCUUCGGUGUUCCAAUAUGUCGCGUGCUGAGCAACAGAAAAGCAUUUAAACUCCUGGCUAUGAAAUCUACACCAUCAUGCAUGAAUGAAGUGGUUUGGCCAGACCGACCACAUGAGGUGCUAACCAACGGCCAUCCUGAAAUGAGUGGUGUUCAGUCUGUGAGACACAUAGCCACCAGAUCACAAGAUGAUGCUAUGGUUGGCUAUUUUUUUCAGCGCCCACAGACUGACCCUGAUUUUCAAAAUUACAGUGGCAAGCAGUCAAGGUGGGCACUAGGUGAUGACAGUGUUUUAGAGGUCCGUGGUAGUGACAACUCUGAAUUGGAGAGUGAUUUUCAAGCACUAGCUCUAGAAACUGGACAUACUUUGGAAUAUCAACCAUCAGCCAAGAAAUUAUGGGGUGUUGAAGACUCGAAGCCUGAUGAUGGUAAAGGAAUAUUAUUUGGUGACCAAUGGAGAGAUACAGCUUGGAGUACUGGGCAUAACAGUGCAUCUGAUGGUGGUCUUGGUGUAAAGAUGGUAGAAUAUGUUUUAGGAACUUCACCUACUUCUAAAGAAUUGGACAAUAGAAUGGCACGAUUGCAUCUUGGCAUGAAUUCAAAUGAUCCAUCAGAAAAACUCAAAAAAUUGAAAUCACUAUCUUUUGAUGGUGAUAUGAAAGGCAAGGAACAAGAAGGAGGUGUUAUACAUCAGUCUAAUGGCAUAUUACAAAAUGGAUUAAGUGAUGAUAGUGGUUAUCACCAUACAUCAAACAGUCGACAGUCUUCUCCUAGUGAAGACAUUGGAAAUAAGAAACAUAUUAUGAAUGAAAAAUUACCUAAGCACUCUGAACAAAUGAUGCCACCUUCAUCAGGUACUAACAUGCAAUCAGGUAGUGCUGCUUUAGGUGGUUUGGAUCCUAGUUUUGAGGGUGUUGGAAUUGAUCCUCUCCAGUUUGAUUAUCCAUCUGCUUUUAUGCAUUCAAUCGAUUCUCCAAAUACUAUGGAUUACAAUAAUCAGAUGACAUCUAGAAAGAUGGUUCUUAACAGAGCUGAUGAAAAAUUCGGUUCUUCAAAUUACUCGUGUACAGAUCCUCAGCAUUUUUUUAUGGAGCUUUACUCUCGUACUCAAGGGCAACCUAUGCCUGUUAUGGGUCAGCAACAAUUUCCUAUGCAGCAGCAAGGGCAAAUGCAAGCAGGUAAUCCUGCAGCUUCUCCAGCAUCUUUUGCUUCCAGUCCCUAUGUAAUGAACCAAGAUCCUUAUGCAGCUGCAGCCGCAGCUCCAAUGGGAACAUUAAUGCCUGGUCCUGCUAUGAUGGCACAGUAUUAUGGUAUGCCUCCUUGGGGUAUGUUCCCCACUCCAGGUAUGAUGCAAGGUGGACAAGGACAAAAUCCAAAUACUCAGCAGCAGUUGUUACGUGGUGGCGGCGCUAGGCCUAUGACUCCACAAGGCCCAGGGGCCGAUACCAUGGUACAAGGUGGUGGCGGUAUGCCUCAGGGAAUGCAAGGCCCAGGUGGGCAAUAUCAGAUGGUAGCACCUUCAUAUUAUGAGAAUGGUGCAGUGAUGAUGGGAAAUGCUCGUGGAAUUUCAACUCCUAUGAGGCUAGGGCCGCCAGUUCUUGUAAAUCCAGCUGCUACACCAAAUAGUAAUCCAGGUACAAUGGGAAGUGGGGGCUUACGCUUACUUGGUUCUCAAGGUCAGCAGAAUCCUGCUGCAAGUCUGUUUAAUAAUGGAACACCUAACAGCAAUAAUAUUUACACCUCUCCUGCGAAUUCAAACAUGACUUUUAGUCAUCCAAAUUCUGGACUUGGCUUUUCAGGAACAAAUGGUAGUCAACUUGGUUAUGGAUCUAGUCUAGGCUUAGGUCCUGCUCAACCACAAAACACAAUGGGCUAUGGAUCAAAUUCAAUGGGUCCUAUUGGAGCAUCUCUAAGUGCUAUUGGAACUAGUAUUGGUGGAACUGCUGGAUCUCCUCGACGCGAUUCUUUUGACAGACGUGAUGCUACUUCACUUGGCACAAUGGCUGGCACUGGAUUUUCUGGAGGUCUAGAAAGUCAAUUGUCACGCCAGAUGACUCAGCAAAAAGGAAACCAAUUUUAUGGUCCUUUAGGUUCAGUCACUGCUUCAGGUCCUGGUCCCAUUGGUAUGAUUCCACCUAGCCAAAGCCUUACUCCGCCACCAUCUUUAAAUGGAGGUUCACUUGGUAAUCUUAAUUUGGGUACAUUAGGUGGCCGAAUUUUGUCUGCUGCACCUGGAGCAGAAGCCAAAUAUAUGAUUCGAAAUACACCUUUAGGAAAUAAUGUCUUUGGAUCUACCAAUACAUUAUUUCCUAAUAGAACUUUACAGAGGAGCUCUAGUUUAGAAAAGCAGUCUGGGCGUAGCCGGCUGUUAGAAGACUUUAGGAACAAUCGUUAUCCUAAUCUGCAGUUACGAGACUUGUCUAACCACAUAGUAGAAUUCUCACAAGAUCAGCAUGGUUCAAGAUUUAUUCAACAGAAGUUAGAAAGAGCUACACCUGUAGAGAAGCAGUUGGUUUUCAAUGAAAUUCUAGGAGCUGCUUAUAGUUUAAUGACAGAUGUAUUUGGCAACUAUGUGAUUCAAAAAUUCUUCGAAUUUGGUACAUCUGAACAAAAACAACAAUUAGCACAGAAAGUAAAGGGCCAUGUCCUGCCUCUUGCAUUACAAAUGUAUGGCUGUCGAGUUAUACAGAAAGCUCUGGAAUCAAUACCGCCAGAACAACAAGUAAUUAAGGAGAUUGUGAAAGAAUUAGAUGGGCAUGUUCUGAAAUGUGUAAAAGACCAGAAUGGCAAUCAUGUUGUUCAGAAAUGCAUAGAAUGUGUUGACCCCAUAGCUCUUCAAUUUAUAAUAAAUGCAUUUCAAGGACAAGUAUUUUCUUUAUCUACCCAUCCUUAUGGGUGUCGUGUUAUACAGCGAAUUCUCGAACAUUGUACUCCUGAACAGACAACACCAGUUUUGGAAGAAUUGCACCAGCAUACUGAGCAGCUUGUUCAAGAUCAGUAUGGCAAUUAUGUUGUGCAACAUGUGCUUGAACAUGGAUGCCAAGAAGAUAAGAGCAAAAUAGUGAAUGUUGUGCGAGGAAAAGUAUUAAAUUUAUCUCAGCAUAAAUUUGCUAGCAAUGUGGUUGAAAAAUGUGUUACACAUGCAUCUCGAGCUGAGCGAGCUGUUCUCAUCGAAGAAGUGUGCACCUAUAAUGAUGGGCCUCACAGUGCCUUAUACUCUAUGAUGAAGGACCAGUAUGCCAAUUAUGUUGUGCAAAGAAUGAUUGAGGUAGCUGAGCCUCCACAGAGAAAACUGCUACUGCACAAGAUCCGUCCUCAUAUCACAUCUCUACGCAAAUACACUUAUGGCAAGCAUAUUCUCGCCAAGUUAGAAAAGUACUUGAUGAAAAAUAACGAGUUGGGCCCUAUAGGGGCACCAUCUAACGGAGCUAUUUAACUUUCAAUUGCAAAAUGUUGUCUUAAUGUCGGAGUGAGCUAGGGUGUAUUGUAUAGAGGGCUGAAUGAACACUGCAUGCUUAAAUAAUAGUUCUUCAAAAGUUAAUAUGGAAUUCAUUCUGGAUUUAGAAAAGAUCAGAGUGAUUUCCUAAUAUGGGAAUGAGUCAUUAACCAUAUAUUAUUUUAAUGUCUUUUUCUGAUGAUAAUGUAGUUUAAAGUGCUUUUGUAUGAACAUUUGAAAUAAUAAGGGGCUUUCCAGUUCUCUGGUAUAUACAGUAUAUAACUGUUUAACUUGUUAUCUUGUUUUAAUUUGUGACAGACUAUGCAAAAAAUAUUAAGACAUCUAUGUGUAUUUAUCUGCUCCAUUCGACAUUUCUUAAAUGUAAUUUGAUGACUGUUGUAAAUAGACAAAAGGCACUCCGACAAAAUCAAUUUUGCAAUUGUAUUUAGAAAUGGGUCUUAUUAAAGAUUUUAAUUUUCUCCCAUUGUACAACUUGCAUAUUGUGUUUGAUAUAGUUUUUAAUGGGUACACCUAGCCCAGUAGUUGAUCUUGUACAGGAUGUGUUGUAAAAUGCAUGAAGAUUUGCAUUUGGCAAGAAUUAAUGUCCUUAAUUUUUUUGUUUUUAUAGUGUUAUUAAGCUGCUUAAUAUUGUAUGUUAGAAACUUGAUACAAGUUGAUUGUUCUCUUUUUCCCCCUCUUUUUUGUUAUAACCAAUUAAGUUGUAAAUUAUAAAUUAGCAGAAGCACAAAAUGUUUUGUGAUGUUUCUACCCAGUAGACUAAAAAUUUUGAUUUUGCUCAAACAUAUGCAUAAUUAAAGUUUUCUCGUAAUAUUAAUAUGUGGUAUAAUAAAUUUGUAACAGCCAAUGUCAUUUUCUUAUUUAGAGCAAAGCUUCUGCUACGUGUUUCCCUUAAGCACCAAGAAAUAGCCUUUUGAAGUUCCUCAUUAUAUUAAAAAAAAUUGAGGCUGUGUAUUUUAUUAAGUGAUGGUUUCCAAGCUAGGUAUACCCAAAUGUGUAUAGUGUAUAAUGUAUGAAAAAAUUUUGUAACAUUUCGGUGCUACAGAUGAUGUAAUUUUUAAAUACUGCUAAUUUUUGAUAACGUCCUGUACAGUCAGCUCUGUAAAAGUGUAACUAAUUCUCAUAUGUUUUUGAUGGACUGGUGGACAGACACAGCAUGCUUUGCUGUUAGAUAUCAUAUUAUAAAUAAUUCAUGCAGUUUUUUUCCCCUCGUUUCUUUUUUUUUUUUCCUGCAACUUGAUUUAUAAAUUACAUAAUUUCCCCCUUGUAUGUUUUGUAUUUACAUUUGUUACUUUUUGCUAAUUGACUAAACUAUUUAAUGUGUUGUGCAAAAUGGUAAAAAUUAGGUGUCUUUUAAUUGCUAGUGAUUGUUUAAUAUUUUGUGAAUGUGUUUUGUCUAUGUAGAGGCUGUUAAAAAUAUUUAAUUAUACAGUACUGGCACAUAAAUCGUGCCUUGGUUGUUUUUGCUCCAAGAGUAUCUUUCAAGCAAGUAUGUGAGAAUACGACAUUCUUGACUGUGUGUGUACCUUUGCAUUUUACCCAUUUUUUUAUCGUUUGAUUUGGGUGUUAUAAUUUGUCUGAUUAGCUGUUACUUUCAAAACAUUCUGGAUUUGAAAGCCCAAAUCUGCUGCACUCUAGUAGAUGGUGAAUGAGGAUUGCAUAAAGGAUACUAAGGUAUGAGAAUCGAAGUAACUUUAUACAUUAAAAAAUUUUAAGGAGACAGAAGUGUCGGUUGAUAUGGAGUUAUUCAUUUUGCUUUGAUGAUAACACUUCAUUUUUUUUUCUUUCAUAAUUUUAACUUUUUUUUGUGUUUUAUUGACAGUAUGUUUUUAAUUGGGUUACAGUUUUGUUGUCCAGAAUUUACUGGAUAAUUAUAUCUUGCUUUGUGCUUUAACAAUCUGUUAUUUGUCUUUGCUUCAUGAUGUCAAUAUGUUACUUUGUCUGAUUAAUGCACUAUAUACUCCUUUUUCUGUCUGUUUGAAAUCUUAGGUAAAUUUAGAAGGCAAGUUAGCAUAUAUAAUGCCUGUCAUAAAAUUACUGUAGUUUUCCCGUGUGUUAUUGCUUAGAUUUUCUCUGAAUGUAAUUGAUAAGUAGAGUUGGACUGCCUUCUGGCAGAUGUAUUGGUGCCGAUGUGUGGUUUUUUCAGCUUUAAGAUUGGGUAUAUGGUCUCUUGUAACUUUUUGCUAUGGGAAUCAGUCUAUUACUAUCUGCAUAAUUGAGAAAAGUGUUGUGGUUAACUUCAGUAUUGUUUAGCUUUCUUGUAACAAUAUAUACAUAUAUAUAUAUACAUAACUUUAGCCAUCUUGACACAUUGUUGUCAUGUGGUUAAUUUUUUUGUAAAACUUGUAAAAACGUUUUUGUAUUCAAUUUUUAUUGUAAUUAGAUAAAUAUAGAAACAUUGUAUGUGCAUGUAGUGUGUUGUAGGGAGCUAUUGCUGUUGUAGAUUUGGAUUUUGUAUAUUUCUGCUCAUUGGCCAUAAAAGCCCUUUUGCAACUGUACAGAAUAAGGGUGGGAACAAAUAUAAUUUUCUUCCCUAAUUUUCAACUUUUCCUCUUAAAAUACUUGACUGAGUUUUAAAGUGAUGUUUAUCUUAGUCAAAAGAAUUGACUUCCAUUAAGAAUUUUUAAAAGAAGACUUCAAGCUUUAAAUAAUAUGAAUGCAUAGGUUUUAUGCACUUGAUUUAAUUUGCAUUAUUGUUAUUUUUUCUAUAUAAAUUCUGUCUGAUUGUGAUGAAAUUAUUACUAACUCUAAAAUUCAUGACUGUGUACCAAAUGCAUUGUUUCUGUUUUAAUAUUCUCCUUAAAAAAAAAUGCUCUUUCAGUUUUAUGUGGAAAUGGAUUCAUCAUAUUUCCCCCUUUUUUUUUUUGUUUGUACAUACUAAAAUAGCGAUAAAUUGUUCUACAAGCUAUGGUCUGUAUUAUAUUUUUAUUUUAAAUGAAAUAAUUUCUUCACAUGGGAUAUAACCUCUGACUGAUGUUUCUAAAUGUAUUAUUUAAUACUAAAACAUUUUUAAAAAAAAUAUUUUGUGCGAUUAUCAGAGUUAUGUACAUAAAUUUUAAUUUCAUCAGUCCAUGUUCUUUAUUUAUUUAUUGUAAAAUCAUGUUAAUUUUUUUACCAAUCAUGUUGAAUUAUACAUGUAAUGUUUUGUAAUAUCUUGUUUUCUUUUAUCAGAAUAAAUUUUUAAUAUAACUUUGUAAAUAUAAAAAUCAAUAUGUGAUGGUUGUUGCAAGUCUUGCACAAAAUUCUGUAAAUUUUUUAUAUUUUAUAUGAGAGUAGUUUCAUUUAAGUGCAUUAGCUUUCUUUUCUGUUUUGUACAAUUUCGCGUCAUCGGAAAAGAAGCGUAUAACACGUGUAAAUAAGUUUAAAAAAAUUUGAAUCCCCAUUUAAAAUCAUGAAACAUGCAUCGAUUGCCUUCAUUUUUUUUAUUGCAAUUGUAAAAAGUAAACUGCAUUUGAACCUCAAACUUAGUAAAGCAUUGAAUUGUAAAAAAAAUUCAUUUUCUUUCCCUUUAUUUUUUCACAAUUAAGUUAAUUGUGGUCCAAGGAUACUUAACUUGUAUAUAACCGUUUAGUAAUUUCUAAAUCUAAACCUUAUUUUCUUCUUAAUUUCAUGUAUUAUAGAAAUGCUGGUCUUCCAUAGACUUUCUUUUUGACAACCAACGAUUUAGCCUGAAUCUCUAGGAAUUUCUUUUGCAAAUUUUAAGUAGGAUUGCACACAUUUUUGGUUUUUCCAGAUAGCAUGUGUAGAUACACAGAACUAUCUAUAGUAAAUAAAAACUUUGCAUCUGUAAAAAAUUCAUUUCUUUUUUAACAUUUAAUCUUGUAAAUUAGAACAUUGAGUUGUAUGUGAUACAGGUUGUCUUUCUUAAUGCAAGUUACUUGGGAAAACAAAUUGAACAUUGGGCCUCAGUAAUACACUUAAAAAAAAAAUCUGACUUAUUUUGUGUUUUCCAGUUGAUUUUCCAAUGUGAUUUUUGCUUAUAUUUGGUCAUCCUCAAUUUUCAGAAUUAAGUGUUAAUUCAGAAUUGUAGAAUAAUGAGUUAAUGCCUUUCAUUUUAAUACAUUUAAUUUUUCCUUUAUAUUUUUAAAAUUAUUCUUGAAAAUUUCCUCCCCUUCCUCUUUUUUUAUUUUUAUUUUGUAAUUCAUUGUUUACUUUCUUUUAAUUCAAAAUGUUGUAUUAUUGUGGUCCUGAUUGUUCAAUCAUAAUGAAAUAAUUUAAUUAUUGCCUUUUGGGUCAUUCAGACCUCUACAUUAACUAUAAGGUGCCUCAAGCAGAAACUUCUGCACCAAUGUCAUCAUCCCCCUCUUACACUGUACAUUGAGAAGGUGCUUACAUAAUACUCCUUAUCCUGAUGUGUUUAGACCAUGUACAGUAUGUACAUUUGUAAAUUGAUGCACUGUACUACACUGUGUACAAAACAUCAGCAUUGUAGUUUUCCACGGACAAAUUUGUACAUUUCUCUUCGAGUGGCUGUUUUUUCAAUCUCUGUAUAUGGAACCAUCUGGUCAUCUAUGCAUUCGGAAGCACAUACUUUCAUAGUUCUAUAUAAGAGAAGAUUUUACUUUUGUAUUUUGUCUGAAACAGCUGCAAAUUUUGAAGAAAAUUACAAUGGCCUACUGUAUCAUAUUUUUUUACUGUAGUGAUGUGCUUAUAUAUAUAUGUCAACUUUUCAUAUUUUGAGUUCUGUAAAAUUCUGACUGCGAAAAUACUUCAGUUUCUAAAUGUAUAAAUUAUAUUGAAGUAUGAUUUGUAAAAAAGACUAAAAAUACAGAUUUCAAUUCUAUUUAAUAAAUAAGGGCGUAUAACUGACUAAUAAAAGAUGGAAAUAGACUUGUACACUGUUUUUUAUUUGUAUGAUGAAAAGAGAAUUACAUUUGUUUUAAAAGUCUUAGUGCUUUAAAAUUCUUGCAUGCAAUAAUAGUAAUCUUAUUUAAUUUUGACUGAUAUGACUUAUAUCAUAUAUUAGAUCAUUAAUUAAUUAAUCCAACAUCAAUCAUGUCCUUUUAACUAUUUUAGUGUUAGUUAAUUGUGUCCAAGCAGAAGGAAGAAUAGAGAGAAAUACAGGUUUUUAAAAUUGAUUUAUUUAUUGUUUUCUAAUAUUACCCCCUCAUAAUUUUCAAACUGUGAAAUAGUGUUUAGUGAUUUUUCUAAGAGCAUAAACAGUCUGAUUAUUAAAUUUUUUAAAAACUAUAAUCUUUCAGAGUGUAUUUAAUAAAAAAAAUAUAUAUUUGGCCAUUGAUUUCAGUGCCGAGUAAGCAUUUUAAUUAAUAUUUACUUAAUGAGAUUCUGCCAUGAAAGUUUGUCGGCAAAUAAAUGUUUUUGGCACUGUUUUUCUGUGUGCAUAAAUUAUAUUUUGAUCUUUCUCUCUCUCUCUCUCUCUAGUCCAAAACAAGGUGCCCAGAUGUAUGUCCAUAUCUAAGAAAUUGACUAAUUAUUAAUUGUGUUUAUCUUGCAUACACCAGUCCUUUCCUCUUUAAGCAUAUUUAUGUGUACUGUGUGGCCGAUUCCAAAUUUUUGCAGUUCAUAUGUUAUGCUGAUGUUCGAAGGGGAUUCUAUACAGUUUGACUAAGAAAAGUAUGUUAGCAGACUCUUUACUAAAUAUUUGUGAUUGAUUUUUUAUUUCUUUGAGCGUGAGUUUAUUACAUAUAUAUAGUGUGUAGUAUUCAGUUUAGCAUGUAUAAUGCCGUCUGACACUAUUCUAACAUUUCCCUUAACUAUGAAAUAAAUUAUCCUUGUGGGAGAAGAAUUUUGUGCAUAAUUUGUUUCCUUAAGAAUAUUUAUUCAGAUUUUUAUUCUCUCAAAUACACUCGGCAAAGCCAUUAGAUAAUCCUUUGAAAAUUUCUGUAGUUUGACUUGAUUAGUGGCUUCUGGUCUGGGCAGUUUGUGGAUUUAUUAUUUGUGUAUGUUCGCACCCAAUGAUGUAGUCUUGGACACUGUACAUGUUGUAUCAUAUCAGUUGUGUUUGGUCACUGUAGAAAAUAAAACUUGUUUUGCAGUGAUAA
Molecule: messenger RNA, 9678 nt
Organism: Argiope bruennichi
Lineage: Eukaryota; Metazoa; Arthropoda; Arachnida; Araneae; Araneidae
Product: pumilio homolog 2-like
Exons: 20
Coding region: 284-3658 (1124 amino acids)
Biological process (GO): post-transcriptional regulation of gene expression
Cellular component (GO): cytoplasm
Molecular function (GO): mRNA 3'-UTR binding
Source: RefSeq, a predicted model, not a curated record